Molecule: messenger RNA, 1348 nt
Organism: Prunus dulcis (almond)
Lineage: Eukaryota; Viridiplantae; Streptophyta; Magnoliopsida; Rosales; Rosaceae
Product: protein SCO1 homolog 2, mitochondrial-like
Biological process (GO): mitochondrial respiratory chain complex IV assembly
Source: RefSeq, a predicted model, not a curated record
CGCGUGCAUUGCUAGCUUGAGCUAGUCAUACAAAACCCAAAUGGGUUUUGCUCAAAACAGCUAUUCACAGAAAACUCACCCAAGAAAUUUUCCUAGAAACCAUGCCCUUUUCUCGUUUUCUUUUCUUUUCGGCCAAACAACGCUCAAUAGAGGCUUUCAAUCUACUUCGGAGGUCUGGCCUCCCUAAGAGAAUUCAUUCUCGUAGUUAUGCAAAUUCAUCGAAAAGUGCUAAUGGGAAGACAGAUAUUAGACCCCCGAUGACUGUAGAAACACCAGCGGCUUCUCGCACUAGGGCUUCCUAUGUUAUUCCAGCUGCUGGUGUACUAUUCUUUGCUGGGUUGGCAACUUUCAUUCAUUAUAAUGAUGAGAGGAGAGUAACUUUAAAAGGUCAGGGUAACUGCCCAUGCGUAAACAAUCUCAGGGGCCCUAUAAUCGGUGGUCCCUUCACUUUAGUGGACAUGGAGAACCACACUGUCACUGAACGAAAUCUUUUAGGAAAUUGGGUUCUUCUCUAUUUUGGAUAUACUUCUUCUCCUGAUGUUGGACCGGAACAACUCCAGUUGAUGGCCAAGGCCAUAAACAUAUUAGAAUCGAGACAUAACUUUAAGAUUCUACCAGUAUUUGUUACACUUGAUCCACAACGUGAUACCCCUUCUCAUCUCCGUGCCUACCUUAAAGAGUUUGAAUCAAGGAUUGUAGGGUUAACAGGACCUGUAUCAGCUAUAAGGCAGAUGGCUCAGGAAUACCGUGCUUAUUUUAGGAAGGUUGAAGAAGAGGGCGAUGACUAUCUUGUUGAGUGUUCCCAUAACAUGUAUUUGAUGAACCCAAACAUGGAAGUUGUGAGAUGCAUUGGUGUAGAGUACAAUACAGAUGAACUGUCAGAAGCAAUUGUAAAGGAAGUGAAAAGAACCUCAACUGACAAGAGCUAGAAAGUUUUGUGAAGCGUCGUAAUGGAGAUUUUUCCAUUCCACUUCCCCCCAUCUCUCUCUCUCUCUCUCUCUCUCUCUCUCUCUCUCUCAGGCAUACAUACGACAGAAUUCGAAUGUCGCUCUUGAUUAAGCAGUAGUUUAGAACUUUUGUAGAAUGUGUUAAGUUUCUUGAUUCGGAAUAGUCAUCAGACAAGAAUAUAGAAAAGUUGAGUAGCAAUGUCAUAUUUGUUUUAAAGGCUACCCCAAAUUCAAUUCAGCUUAACUUCAUUGGUUAUAGACAAGAACAUGUAUUGCUUUUCAAAUUGUUAGGAUAUCAAGACCUAAUUUGUGAAUCCAUUGCAAUGAGAAGCAAUGGGUUACAACUGGAUAGCGACUUUUUUUGUUUUUCCUGAAAAAAAUGAAAUCAGUCCUAGACCUAA